Messenger RNA from Exophiala xenobiotica, 999 nucleotides. RefSeq lists its product as uncharacterized. The record is from RefSeq and is a predicted model, not a curated record. The transcript has 3 exons. Bases 1 to 999 code for a protein of 332 amino acids. NCBI's taxonomy places the organism in Eukaryota, Fungi, Ascomycota, Eurotiomycetes, Chaetothyriales, Herpotrichiellaceae.
AUGAGAAGCCUACCGCCUGGACUUGUUGCUAAGGUCCGGUCGGCUUUCCAGGCAUGCUCCAGGCAACAUGCAGCGAGCAAAAGGACUCAAUUUAGCACCUUUCGGCCUCUGUUCAAGAAAUCAGCUCCUAGCAAGAAGAAGGAUCAGCUGCCCAUCCAGGUAGUACACAGUCAAUUGCAGGCACAGAAGGAAGCGGCCGCCAAAGCAGCCGCCAAAGAGUCCACGAGCAAAGGUCUCGUCCCGAGCUGCGACGAAGCGAAAUCACUCGACACUGGCCGACGAGUCGAGGUACCUCUGAAGGUCAUACCCAAGGCUGAGAUCACUCCCAACUUAACCUUGUCACCCAAAGAACGAUUACAAAUCGAACAACUCACGCGAAGGCUACCUCCUCGAGCCGAGCCACAAGUAUACAAGCAAAAGCUACGAAUAUACAGCGCAGGAAAUGGCAGAAUCUACUUCAUCACGUUCUUGCGUUUCACGGCGAUUCUGGGCCUGCUUUUCGUUACCGUUAUAGUUGCGCCGGCUCACUGGAUGAAUGGAAGCUCAUUCCUGGUUGUUGCUAGCUUAUGGCUGGCAGGCUUCGUGCCGUUUGCCUUCGUGAACUGGACACUGAGGCCGAUGGUGACGGAGAUCUUUCUCAGGCUGCCACAAUCAGCUCAACAUUCCCCCAAGGCAGCCAUGGCCUACGCGCAAAGUCUACCAGCAGACGCAAUGCUGGAUUUGAGGUUCAUGAGAAUGACGACCCUUGCCGACUCGUUGUCUCUGAAAUUGGCCAAUACUAGACCCGUCAAGAGCUACUUGCGACCUAUAAGCUUCGAAUGGUUCGGUCCUCUAGUCGAACGAGGUGGUUUACUGAGGCCAAAUCCUACUCAGUUCUACGUCCGUCCACAAUCAGCCGGCGGCAAGGCUGCACGGGAUGUCACUCCGGGCAUCUGGAGCAAAGUCUAUGAACGACUGACAGGAGUUGAAAGCAGUACUGUCGCCAAAUGGCGGCGGUGA